This is a messenger RNA of Penicillium samsonianum, 490 nucleotides long. RefSeq names its product CTAG/PCC1 family protein. The record is from RefSeq and is a predicted model, not a curated record. The coding region runs from base 107 to 490 and encodes 127 amino acids. Gene Ontology annotation, cellular component: EKC/KEOPS complex. The transcript has 2 exons. Lineage: Eukaryota; Fungi; Ascomycota; Eurotiomycetes; Eurotiales; Aspergillaceae.
CUCACCACACCAAUACCUCAUCCACCCCUGCUGCUUGGGAGACGCCUUUUUGAACUCACAAGGACUGUCGUAUUUUUUUGCUCUUACCAACUGAAUUACGCUUAUCAUGGCUCUCACACAACCGACCAAUCCCGAGUUCCCUUACUCACUCACAAUAUCCCUCCCUCUCCCAACCAAUCGCCUCGCAUCAUGCGCUCUACGCGCUUUAGAGGUUGACGCCGAACUAUCCCCUUUCGUGCGACGGACUUUCGCCCUCGGGGCUCCGGCGGUCGAGGCACCAUCCGAGCCGCAAGAAAAGAAGCAAAAACAGGACCCUGACGAGUCUAAGACCGUGUUGAAUAUAACAUACAUCGCGACGACCAACCGGAUGCUGCGCGUUUCUGUCAAUGGAUUUAUGGAGAGUCUAGGCGUCGUGCUUGGAGUCAUGGCAGAAUUGGAUGUUGACGUACUCAAGGUUGAGAUGGAGGGCUUGGAGGGCUUGGAGGGCUGA